AUGGCCGACCAAGAAGUGGUCAAAUUGGGUCCGAGGAAUGAUAGUGUGUUGUAUUUGCAAAAAGAUGGCCACCUUCGUCAAGCCGGAUUUUACGAAGCCGCCUUAGCUGGGUCUCUGAAACUUGACAAAGUUUUAAUAUCAGCUAUGGUGGAGCGAUGGAGGCCUGAGACACACACGUUCCAUAUGCCGUUCAGAGAGUGUACUACCACUCUGCAAGAUGUUGCUGUUCAUCUUGGCUUACCCAUUGAUCGGAAUCCUGUCACCGGAGUUACUUGGUGUGAUUGGUCUGAGCUUGUAGAGGACUUGCUCGGAGUGGUGCCACCCGCCAGUGCUAUCAAAGGAGGUGGCUUGAAGUUGGUUUGGCUAGGUGCGCAAUUUAAUUUUCAUAAUCUAGCCGGUGCCGACCCGAUACAAAUUAUGUAUGCUGCAAGAGCAUACAUCUUGCGACUAAUUGAUACUUUCUUAAAAUUCAAACGCACUGAAUGA
This is a messenger RNA of Lotus japonicus, 486 nucleotides long. RefSeq names its product serine/threonine-protein phosphatase 7 long form homolog. Gene Ontology annotation, biological process: meristem maintenance; meristem development. The transcript has 2 exons. The record is from RefSeq and is a predicted model, not a curated record. The coding region runs from base 1 to 486 and encodes 161 amino acids. Lineage: Eukaryota; Viridiplantae; Streptophyta; Magnoliopsida; Fabales; Fabaceae.